GAUUGUUUUUCAGGGCUAGCUGUGUAGAUUUGACACGUUUUUUUCGUGACACGCUUGCCGCUAGAGACGCGCCCUGAGACACCCAAGCAGCAUGUAGAAGCAUUGGGAUAGUACUUCUCUGGUCGCUGGUUCUUAUUCUGCUUGCUUGUUCCUAUUCACCGAUGCUGGUUUCUUCCCCCUCGUCUGCUGAUAGGCUUUGUUUCUUCUUUUCCCGUCAAGCAGCAGCGACGUAGCUGCUUCGGACCCUUUUUUCUUUUGUGUCAAGCAGCUCUCUAGUUUAGCUCUUUAGCUGGUUGGACCGAAAAAGCGAAGGGCUAUCAUAUCGGUCUCUGGUUGGUUCCUCUCACGAUGGCAAGACGCAUUCCUUCGAUAAAGUUCCCAAUCCGGUCUCGAGGUCCAACACCAGCGGCAGCACAGGCCUCCCAAAGCACCACCCCUUCGCCUACUAUUGCUCGCCAAUCAACAUCAGCGCCAGCAUCAUCAGGAGCAUCCGCAAAAUCGUCAACACCAGCCACGUCACACGCAUCGUCCACUCCAUCAGUCAGCUCUCCUUUAUCCUCUUCACAAGCAGCUCCGGUAAAAGCACCGUCUGCAGUUUCCGGCACUGGUGUGCAGGUCGUGGGGAAAACGAAUCCCAAGGAGCUGGGGCCACAAGCAGCAAGCUUGCAACCCAGGCGAAGGCCCAUGACCGACGAAGAGAUUGAUCUGAUAGCGAGUGGCGGAGCAGUAUUUUUCUGAAGCACUAGAAGUUUCUACUAAGAGCUCUGAGGAUUUCAGCUGAAUAUGGUAAAUGGCUGAAUCUGCCAUGAGAGCUUUCCUGAGAUCUACCGUCCAUGGUUCAGGGUUCCAGAGACCAGCGCCAGGAGGUGGAGACUUGAUUUCACUGCCAGGAGGAUGGCAGGACAGACAUGAUUUCGCUGUUGGGUGGUGCUGUUGCUGGAGACCGGCAAAUUAGUAGCAAUGGUUCACUGGCAUCGGGUACGAAUUUGGUGGUUACUGCUCUCUAACGUGGGCUGCUGCUAUAAAAUAUUACCGAACUGUACCCUGGCCUGUGCAGGUUUCUAGAUGCAUGGCACUUCCAAGUUUCAACUUCAUUACUGCGCAUAACAGUGCGUGCACUAGAACCUCUUCCUUUACCGGCA
Molecule: messenger RNA, 1142 nt
Organism: Closterium sp. NIES-67
Lineage: Eukaryota; Viridiplantae; Streptophyta; Zygnematophyceae; Desmidiales; Closteriaceae
Source: the annotation of a GenBank genome assembly